Messenger RNA from Saccostrea cuccullata (small rock oyster), 1212 nucleotides. RefSeq lists its product as uncharacterized. NCBI's taxonomy places the organism in Eukaryota, Metazoa, Mollusca, Bivalvia, Ostreida, Ostreidae. The record is from RefSeq and is a predicted model, not a curated record. Bases 230 to 880 code for a protein of 216 amino acids. The transcript has 2 exons.
GUCAUUAAAAAGGUAUAACUGAGAGGCAAACUUGUUUACCGCACCCUUUAGAAAUAACAUUGCUGUGAACCCAUCUCCUAUGCGAGUUUAAAUAGUCGUAAAUCUUCGAGAUCGCUGGGCCGAGAAUUGACACCUUCCUUUGUGAACAUUUAAAAAUGUUCAUGGGAAUAUACGAUCGAUCAGUGGAGUAAGGAAGCUUGUAUCUUUUUCGAACAAGUGAACGAUAUUCAUGGAGAUGCUUUUUGUCAGUCUGCUGUUUAUCACAGCCCUUACGUCGGUAAGGGCGAAAACUUAUGCUGAAGAAAACCAUUGGGCUAAAGCUGUUGAAGAAAAUAAACCAGCAACAUUGAAGUGCAAUGAACGUAAUUUAAAUAUUGACACAAAAAAUGGUACAGGUAGUGUGCAGUGGGAGAAACCUAACGGCGUUAGAAUAGGGGCAAGCGACAGCGAUUUCCUCUUAGAAAAGGAAGGAGGAUACACAAAUAUGGUACUUAAAAUCCACAGAGUGAACUCAACAAACAGUGGUAUUUAUAAAUGCAUGAUUAAUGGGACGGGUAAGACACUGGUCCGUGGUAUCAAUGUUCGUGGUCCGGUAUAUACCAAAUUUCUCGAUCAGUACGAAUAUAAUAUAAUUGUGGCAGUAGUCGCAACAGUGGUAUUUCUUGUACCACUGCUUGGCAGUUGUGGUGUGUACAAAUUUCGGUACAUUGAAGAUGAAGAAGAAAAACAAAACAUGUUCAACAUGAGGCAUGGUGAAAUCGACAAUGGACAGGCAAUGAUGGAGAAGAAGACAAUAGCUGCAGAGGUAGAAGCAAAGGAAGGUGGAGGAGCAUAUGAUAAUGUAGACUUUAAUUCGGAUGGUAUUGAUACAAAACUGUAAAAUACAAUUUGAUACAAAACUGUAAAAUGAAAAAUUCAAAUAAUUCAAAGCAUUUAUUCCUUAUUAUAUAUCAUACUGUAUAGAGGCAAAUAUAUCAAUCAAUCACUGAAGAUACCAUUUUUGCUUAUAAUCAUGCAAUUCAAAGUAUUGUCCAGAUUAUCCACACAUCAUAUAUAUGUCCUAUUUCAAAGGUGUGAUUCGAUUAAGGUACCUCCUACAGGGUCUAUGCAGACAUAAUCGCCUAUGUAUAAAAUUAAACGUUUUAUUUCGUGACUCUGUACUGUUUACAAGUUUUCUUUUCUGUAAAUUUAUAAUAAACUGAAUCCACGCAA